AUGGUGAAUGCAGUGCAACACGCCCGCGUUGCAACAUCCGCCCAACGUAUUGAUUCCCCUUCGCCUGUCGCCGCCCACCAGCCCACUGUCGCCGCCCACCCGCCCACAGUCGCCGCCCACCCGCCCACUGUCGCCACCUUCCCACUGUCAUCGCCCGACCUCUCGCUUGCACGCUUUGCCGCCUUCACCACGAGCGAGAACAGAGGGAGAACACCAAAAGGCAGGUCGGCUAUACAUUUGGGUACCCAAAAGGGGCAGUUCGGGUAUACAUCUGGGUAUCCAAAAGGUCAAGUUUGGUAUACAUUUGGGUAUGUAUCCUUCACAAAGUAUUCUCUUUCUUCCCCAGCGCCCCUGGGAACUCGCCUUAAGGAGAGUGGCAGGGGAGAGGGCAGCGAGGGUAGUGCCCCUGGGGAAGAAGACCCCCUGGCCGAGAUCUCCAGCCUGGAGGAGACGCAGCAGCAGCAGCAUCAGGAAACACAGCAGCUGCAGGAACCAGAGGAACCAGAACUGCCCAGUGAGCCACAACUGCCUCCUGAUGUCCUUCAUAAACACGACGAAACCAUAGUAUUUAAGAUCCUGACUCAGGAAUACAGUGAUGCAGCUGUCGACCUCCUCUGUAACCACUUCUUCAAGGACGAGCCUCUGGGGAAGGCACUCUACCUCGACAGCCCGAGGGAGGUCGACCACUGGCUCUCCAAGGUCCUGCCUCACAUGAUCAGCCACGGUGUAUCAGUGAUGGCGAUAGAUGAGUCAGCCAACGGGAGGCUGGUGGGUGUGGCUAUCAACAGCAUUAAGAGGCGGGGUGACACACCUGGUCCUGACGAUUUCCUGGCCUGGAUCGACCCCCAGAAGGAUCCCAAGAUGUACAAGAUCAUCUCCUUCCUCACUAAACUAGCCAGCGAUAUUGACUUCUUCGGCCAAUACGGCGUUGAUAAGUUCCUCAACUUCGAGCUUCUGAACGUGGACAAGUCGUACAGUGGACGAGGUAUUGCUUCCAUGUUGGUGUUGCAGAGCUGCAACGUUGCUAGGGCUCAAGGUUUUACCUGCCUCGUCACAGAAACUACAGGUAUCUUCUCAGCCAAGAUCUUCGCGCGACACGCCUUCAAGACCAUCCGGGAGGUGCAGUACUCCCAGUACCGCCAGAACGGCCGCAUCGCCUUCCCAAAUACCGGCAUCCAUAACUCAGCUCGAGUCUCCGUCAAAAUCCUAGACCCCCUCCAGCCUAACAGCAGUUAGAUCACCCCAGCUACCCACCUGAACCCCAGCGGCACUGCUGCUGCUGCUGCUCCACACACCAUCACACAUGUCCAACAGUAGUACUCCGUAGCAAGAACCAGCUCCUUCUCUAACUCCAGCUGGCUCCUUUAUCACUUCCGACUGGCUGAAUGAAUCACCUGCAUUUCUUCAACCAAUCAUUGCCAACUACUACCCAACUCAUCACAAGUAAUUGGUCAAACAGGGACAAUAUCUUAGAAGGCAAAUUGUAGCUCUAACACUGCUACACAAGUGUAAUAUAGCGCUGUCUACAUAGCCUUCAGGGACACAGCAAACCCGUCGUCUCCCGUUAUCAACACCUUACUGUUAUCUAUCUCUUAUGCCUUGUAUAAACAUUAUAUUGCUGGAAUUUAAAGGGCCAUACAAGCAAAAACUUUGGUUUUUACAAUGUAUAUUUCUGGCUUCCCACGACAGUUGAGUGAAUCAUAAUACUGACAGGAUAAGUGAUAAGAAUAACCAACAUUCAACCGUAUAGAAAUCCGAAUUUUAUUCAGAAGAGGGUCUCUGGUCAGACCGAAAACGUUCUCUAUUUCAUACUCUUCAAUGUGGGUUAUUCUUAUAAAUAUAAAACUAGUUUCACAGUGUAGAAAAUAUUCUUUAGCUCAUACCAAAUAUCUUGCUUCAAUAAAAAACAAACUGUGGUGUGUGUGUGUGUGUGUGUGUGUGUGUGUGUGUGUGUGUGGUGUGUGUGUGUGUGUGUGUGUGUGUGUACUAACACUUGAUGUAGAGGUCUAAUAAUAUUUACUUACAUGACAAGCGUUUAAGCAUAGUACUGUAUAGUGAAAAUUUCCAUAUAAUUUAAGCCUAUCUUGUAACCAAACCAAUAGCCAGAUUCAGUUUAUUGCUAAUAUGUAUAUUGUAUUCUUCUCCAAUAGACAAAGCCAGAAUAAAGAUUUCACUAUUAAGAAAAUGUGAAAGAUAGUCUUAUUUAAGUUGUGCUGAGAUUCCAGUGUUUUGCAUGUUACCACUGAGACAGUAUUGUCAAAAUACAACGGCUGGUGCAAUCUGUAGAUUCUUCCCUAAAAAAACGCUGGGAAGACAAGAAAAUAGAUGGAAGAAAAGCAUUCGUUCCAGACAGAAAUUAUUUUUGUCAAGGCAAAGCACUGUAAGGCGACAAAAAAUAGAUGUCCGCAUACCGAGGUUCAUUUUCAACUGAAGUCAAUAACUGUCGUUACCAUUCCUAAAUACGAUUUUUUUUUCAUUUUUUUGUCCAAACUUUGGAGAGGAAACUUAGGCCACGUUUCGCUCAGCAUGGUAUGCUUUACCGACAUAUAAUCAGGUUAUUUAUCAGUUGGAGCAGUUUACGAUGAAUCAGCUAUGUAAAACGCUAGAACAACACUGAGAAUGGGUGGAGAGCUUCACCAGCCAUACGGCAGGUACACAACAUACAACCCGUCCUGCAAAUACUACGUUUGUUUUCACACGCAUUCCAGUUACCCGAUUAAAACGACAUAUAUACAACCCUUACAUGUGCAGCAAUCCCACCCCCCAACACGAUCAUCCAAUCUACUACUACUACUACUACUACUACUACUUACAUCUCCCGACGCCUCUAUUCCAUUACCCAUGCUGACAUAACUCAAUAUCUUACGUUAACUUAUACCUGUGGCUAGUUUCCAGGGCUCUCAUGUUUCCCUCGGUCCGUCCUGAGGCCAGAUUUCUAUGUUGACUCGGGUCAACCAGGCUUUUUCUACCACUACCACAACUUGGUACUUGAUAUUUCAUAGCCAAGACGAAAUACAUGUAUAACCUAAACACCACACUUCUGAAGACCAUUUGAAGCUAUGUUUAACCACUGGAAACUGUUACAGUAUGUAACAAAACACUAGUAAAACCAGGGCUGUGGAGUCACUUCCGACUCAGACUACACAGCCCUUGAUAAAACCCGUACGCUUGUUACAUCAAGUUUGUUAAUUAAUAAAUCAGUACCAACUAGUGUUUACGGUUCUUACCAACCGAUUUACUGAUUCCUAUCUUGUACGACCUGGCUAUAUCUACUCGUGAAGAUAUGCUCAUGUUACCUGCGAUACACACAAUAUCUACAUAUUAAUAACAAUAUAAAUACUACUGACAUACAGAGCCAGUGACUAUGCACUCAGACUACUGAAUGUGGCAGGGUAAGCCAGUGAUCGUUGCUAGCGUGGUACAAAAUGCAUCAUACAGACCGUAGUUAUCCCAAGCACAGCAUAUGGCAGUGCUCGAAAUAUUACAGAUUCACCAUGGGUCCAGGGACUGGGUCUACCCCAGUCCUAACACUGUGCUGGCCAAGCAAGUUGCCGUACACAACAAACCAACAAGUUGGAGAUUUAAUUCGGUCUGUAAUGGACUACUGGACCUGCCUCGCAUAGGCCAGUAGGCCUGUUGCAUUGUUCCUUCUUUCUUACGUUCUUAUUACCACCAAAUAAAGAAUUAAUACGACCCAGGAUAAGCGAAACGGCAUCUAAUUUAUCAACAGUUCGUAAAUUACUUGUGACUUGUUCCAGUCAUGGUACUGUAUCAUCUUCCAGUUCCAGAAAACAUGAGCCAAUACAACCGUCUUGUUCCAGUAAUGGUACUGUAUCAUCUUCCAGUUCCAGAAAACACGAGCCAAUACAACCGUCUUGUUCCAGUCAUGGUACUGUAUCAUCUUCCAGUUCCAGAAGACAUGAGCCAAUACAACCGUCUUGUUCCAGUCGUGGUACUGUAUCAUCUUCCAGUUCCAGAAGACAUGAGCCAAUACAACUGUCUGAGUCGUCAAUAGUCUGUAUAAUAGUGUGUAUAAUGACACAAUUUAGGUUACUAAAGGUAACAUUUCG
Messenger RNA from Cherax quadricarinatus, 4070 nucleotides. The record is from RefSeq and is a predicted model, not a curated record. Lineage: Eukaryota; Metazoa; Arthropoda; Malacostraca; Decapoda; Parastacidae.